AUGUAUUCUGAUUCACCAGAAGUGAAGGCAUUUCUGACGUGGUCGAAGGGGGAACCAAACCUCUGGCGGAAGACGCCCUUAGAUGCACCAUUGGCCGAUACAGAUCAGUACUGUAAGUUCUUCCUGGAUUCCAAAGAUGUCUUGAUUGUUGUCAAGACUGGUGCAAAUGAGAUCCACGACAAGCUCCCGACACAGCUUUUGACCGGACUUCGCUGCUAUCAACACAUACUCAUUUUCUCCGAUCGCGAGCAACGCAUCGGCCCGUUCGUCGUCCAUGAUGCAUUAAGAAAUGCCUCCGACAUAUUGAAAACUCAGGACCCUGAUUUCGAUUACUAUCGCACUCUACAAGACUACAAGGGAAAUGGCGAAGAUAAAACCAGUCUGCGACACAAGAGUGGAAAGGCCGCUUGGAAUUUGGACAAGUACAAGUUCCUUCAUAUGCUAGAAGAAACAUGGAAUUUACGACCUCACCGAAAGUGGUACAUCUUCAUCGAGGCCGAUACCUAUCUAGUCCGGACGAAUUUAUUACUCUGGCUAGAGCGCCAGGAUCCCUCCCAGCUUCUUUAUUUCGGCUCUCCAACUUAUGUUAACGGCGAAGCCUUUGCCCAUGGAGGGAGUGGCGUGGUGCUGUCAGGAGCAGCUCUGUCCAAAUUUGCCAACGGCGACCCUGGAAUUGCCGCGCGAUAUGAUGCUAUGGUGAAGUCUGAAUCAUUCGGUGAUUACGUCCUGAUGAAGGCUCUACGCGACAAAGGAGUAGUGUUUAGCGGUCGCUGGCCCAUGCUUCAAGCUGAAAAGCCAGCAACAAUACCGUUCGGUCCUGGGCCAGAUAAUGGAGUAAGACAUUGGUGUCAGCCCAUCGUUACCAUGCAUCACAUUACCCCUGAAGAAGCAUGCGUUAUUUGGGAUUUUGAGCAGCAGAGAAAAAGCCCUAAGGUUUGUAUUCGCCACUACCGUCCAUGGAAAGCCAACGCAAGCUAA
Messenger RNA from Exophiala aquamarina CBS 119918, 978 nucleotides. RefSeq lists its product as uncharacterized. The record is from RefSeq and is a predicted model, not a curated record. Bases 1 to 978 code for a protein of 325 amino acids. Lineage: Eukaryota; Fungi; Ascomycota; Eurotiomycetes; Chaetothyriales; Herpotrichiellaceae. The transcript has 2 exons.